Messenger RNA from Ambispora gerdemannii, 552 nucleotides. Lineage: Eukaryota; Fungi; Glomeromycota; Glomeromycetes; Archaeosporales; Ambisporaceae. The record is from the annotation of a GenBank genome assembly.
AUGGUUACUCCGCCCUGCAAGACUACAUCUCCCAUGCCGGCAAACUGGGUGGCACCUUUAUCUGAACCAGUAAUGGCAGUCAAACUGAAUCAGUCUUCCAAACUAAUAAAAAUAAAAAAAUUACAAGCCGAAGAAGCUGGGGAAAUCUUGCGUGUAAUUGAAGAAAAGCGAAAAAAGGAAGAAAAAAUUGUUCGCAAGAAAUCAGCCCGAAUCAAAGAUAUCAAAACUAAUUUAAAAAAAUAUGGACUAAGUGAUAAAAAAAUCAGCCCAGAAGACUUAACCAAUAAACCGAUAAACUUAGUUACCGAAGGAAUAGAAGUGGAUUUGGAUCAGGAGAAGCAAGAACCAAGUGAGGAGGAAUUAGAAGAAACCUAUAACAAAAUAAAAAGAUUAAUCACCCAACGAAAAAUUAGUCGGUUCAUUAAUGAAGCAGCCGAGGAAAAAUUAGUCCACGAGCAAAAGAAAAUCAAAGACAAUUUUAAAAAGCAAUUAAUCGCUGAUUACCAAGAUGCAACUCAGGAUGAAGAAUUAAAUAAAGAACUAACUGAUUGA